Danaus chrysippus (African queen) is the source of this 1524-nucleotide messenger RNA. The record is from the annotation of a GenBank genome assembly. NCBI's taxonomy places the organism in Eukaryota, Metazoa, Arthropoda, Insecta, Lepidoptera, Nymphalidae.
AUGCUCACGCCACGCCAGGCUCACGCCAAACCAGGAUCAGGUCACGCUCACGCCACGCCAGGAUCACGUCACGCACACGCCACGCCAGGAUCACGUCACGCUCAAGCAACGCUCACGCCACGCCAGGCUCACGCCAGUCUCACGCCACGCCAGGAUCACGUCACGCCAGGAUCAGGAUCAGGUCACGCUCACGCCACGCCAGGAUCACGUCACGCUCACGUCACGCUCACGUCACGCUCACGUCACGCUCACGCCACGCCAGGAUCACGUUACGCUCACGCCACGCCAUGCUCACGUCACGCUCACGCCACGCCCACGCCACGCCAGGCUCACGUCACGCUCACGCCACGCCCACGCCAGGAUCACGUCACGCUCACGCCACGCCAGGAUCACGUCACGCUAACGCCACGCCAGGCUCACGUCACGCUCACGCCACGCCCACGCCACGCUAGGCUCACGUCACGCUCACGCCACGCCAGGACCACGUCACGCUCACGCCAGGAUCACGUCACGCUCACGCCACGCUCACGCCACGCCAGGAUCACGUCACGCUCACGCCACGCCCACGCCAGGAUCAGGUCACGCUCACGCCACGCCAGGAUCACGUCACGCUCACGUCACGCUCACGCCACGCCAGGAUCACGUUACGCUCACGCCACGCCAUGCUCACGUCACGCUCACGCCACGCCCACGCCACGCCAGGCUCACGUCACGCCCACGCCACGCCCACGCCAGGAUCACGUCACGCUCACGCCACGCCAGGAUCACGUCACGCUAACGCCACGCCAGGCUCACGUCACGCUCACGCCACGCCCACGCCACGCUAGGCUCACGUCACGCUCACGCCACGCCAGGACCACAUCACGCUCACGCCAGGAUCACGUCACGCUCACGCCACGCUCACGCCACGCCACGCUCACGCCACGCCCAAGCCAGGAUCACGUCACGCUCACGCCCCGCCAGGAUCACGUCACGCUCACGCCACGCCAGGGUCACGUCACGCUCACGCCACGCCACGCUCACGCCACGCCCACGCCAGGAUCAAGUCACGCUCACGCCACGCCAGUAUCACGUCACGCUCACGCCACGCCAGUGUCACGUCACGCUCACGCCACGCCAGGGUCACGUCACGCUCACGCCACGCCAGGCUCACGUCACGCUAACGCCACGCCAGGCUCACGUCACGCUCACGCCACGCCCACGCCACGCCAGGCCCACGCCACGCCAGGCUCACGCUCACGCCACGCCACGCUCACGCCACGCCCACGCCAGGAUCACGUCACGCUCACGCCACGCCAGUAUCACGUCACGCUCACGCCACGCCACGCUCACGCCACGCCCACGUCAGGAUCACGUCACGCUCACGCCACGCCAGUAUCACGUCACGCUCACGCCACGCCAGGCUCACGUCACGCUCACGCCACGCCCACGCCAGGAUCACGUCACGCUCACGCCACGCCAGGAUCACGUCACGCUCACGCCAACUCUCAGCUCUCUCAGCUCGUGACUGUUGAAUUUACAUAG